GGUCAGUGUGUGGUUGGUACAGCCAUGGUGCGGGCAGGACCUGCCCCAUGCCCACUAGACUCUGAUACCCUGAGACACACUCACCAGGGUACAACAUUCUCACAGAAACGUUACUUGCGUGUGCGUGCGAGUGCGUGUGUGUGUGUGUGUCUGUGUGCGUAGGAGUCAAAGGGGAUGUGCGUUGGUGAAGUGUGUGCGUAUACGGCUGUGUGUGGAGGUGGUGGCGUUAUACGCACUGAGAGCCCCUGAACCUCAUCUAAAACUACCCCCCCCCCUAUCUACGCUCAUGUCGUACCCAGUCCUCAAACCUCCGACGAUAAUCAAGAGUGAGUGCGGGUGUGGGAGAGGCAGAACCUACCAUCAACUGCCUACGCCAGGAUAGGCCUAUUGUGUGCACGGCUUAAGACUCCGGGGGGAGGGGGAGGCAGGGGGAGGAAAAUUGGUUGGAAACCCAGCCUACUUCACCCUACUCCAGCCUACUCCAGCCUACUACUCCUCGCCUGGGCGCCUCUAGGCUUAAUUUUUGCCCGAGGAAAACUUUUAGACAAAGUCGCCAAAAUGUGCUUCGCUCGCACGGGGGACAUGUCCAUGGGACGCAACCUGAGAGCCGCCCGAUGCCUCGACUUCACUGACAAAGACGACGAUGAUGGACUGUACCAGCCCUCAGACUCCGACACAGAGGCGGCUACUAAGAAGAAAGGGGAGACUGUGACCGAGGAGAACAACAACAACAACAGCGCCACUAACAACAACACGGGCAGCAGCGGCAUCAAGUCCAGAUACAGACGGGGCACAGUCAGUGGUAUCAUCGGUGGCACUCUGGCCAGCUCCCUGGGCACUACUAAUGUCACUGGUGGCACCCGCAGGACCUCAGUCUCCGUUAAGAGACCGCUGGACAUCAUUCUCCCUUGCCAGGAGAUCCAGUACCUUGAUAUCUCCUACCAGAAGGUCCAGUAUAGUCCUAUCCCUCGCAAGAAGAUCGCGUACCACCAUGUGCCAUACAAUUCUAUCCCUUACUGUGAGGUGCCAUACUGUGGCACUGGUGAGCGCCCCAUCAAGCGGAAGCCCUUACAGCGUGCUCACUCCAUCGCUGUGGCUGACCUUAGAGAGCCAGAAGGCUGUGAGUGGUCGUCAUACAAACUAAGGUGAAGCAGUGUGAAUGACCUAUAAAGGCGGUCUUAGUGGCAAGAAUCUGGAGCACGACCUCGAAGGAGGAGGUGCAAGAUGAUCUUGGGAAUCUCUGGUCCAGAUGCUCUCAUGUUCUUGACUGUGAAAGCCUCUCCCUGAGGCCAGGAGCUGGAGGUUGACGUUCCACACCGGCGUCUACUGGUGCAUCAGUGGAGGCCACGUGUCAGGGAACUUAAGAAAGUACAGAGUGAGACGAAGUGCAGAGCAGCUCACACACACACAGUUACAACUUGUGUCAGUGACUAACACACAAGUCUCGUGUACUCGCACUGAAUCUGAGAUCAUCUGGACGAUGCUUCAGCUGAAUCUGGGAUCAUCUGGAUGAUGCUUCAGCUGAAUCUGGGAUCACCUGGACGAUGCUUCAGCUGGAACCCCUAAGACAGUGACGGUGGUUAUUCUGUCUGGUGCUUAAAAGGCACAUAAAUUCCCCUGUCUUCCAAUAACAUGUUCAUUUUUCCACUAUAAUCUACCUUGUCCAUAAUUACCGUCACAUUUACUUUGUCUGUUUCGUAAGGUAAAGUCCAGGAUCUUUCCUUAAUUCAUGGUAUAACUUAACAAAUCUUUAAGGUCAGUUGUGUUGCAGAGGUCUCAGACCUCAAAGAUUUUUUUGUUAAGUUAUACCAUGAACAAAGGAAAGAUCCUGGACUUCACAUUACGAAACAGACAAAGCAAAUAUGACAUAAUUAUGUACAAGGUAGAUUAUAGUGGAAAAAUGAAUCUGUUAUUAGAAGACAGUGGAACUUACAUGCCCCUUAAAAUAUAUAUUAGUGAGAAAAACUCAAUGACCAAGAAGUGUGCUUAUUGUCCCAAGCAAGUGACACAUAGAUCAAUUUUCAUUUUUUUUUUUUUUUGUAAACACUUAUGCAUUAUUUUUGCAUCAGCGAAGUGAAAAUUAUAUAGACACGUGCACGCUUACCGCUUCUCCAUGAACUGAGAGACAUAAACCCAAGAGUAUUAGUUUUAUAUGAAAUAAAUGAGUGAUUCACAGUGCUAUAAGUAGGAUUUAUAUGUGUGAAUGGUAUCCAGUUUGGACCUCUAUGUGUUUAUAUGUGUGCAUGCUAUUUGUAUAGACCAUCUGUGUAUAGGAAACUUUCUUAUUUUGUACACUUGGCAAGUUGUUUUUCACUUUUAUAUUUUUUCAACUUGUGAAUUUAUUUUAUGAUUUACCAUUGAGUCCUUUGUUCGUGUUUCAGUGUCCAUACUCUCUCUUUGUGAUGUGUUCCAUCAAGUCUCAGUUUGUCUGCAUGAAGACAGCCAUGUUUGUGUGUGUGUGUCUAUCUGUCUAUGUCUGUGUUCCGACGGCUGUUUCAUACAGAUUUGUGUCAAAUAUUUCUCACACCAGAGGUGUUUCUGUGUCACAGUCACCACUCUAGUGUGUUCACGUUGUCCCACUCUACCCAGGUAUCAUUUAAUAUUUAUGUAUGCCAGGCUUUUUUAAUACACAUUUUUUCAAUAAUGACAAUACCUUAUUUGGGUAAAUAACUAAAAAAAGGAUUUGUUAUAUAUAUAUAUAUAUGUUUUUUUUUUUGUGCGAUGUAAAGACGUUGAAGAUUUUACCAAAUAUUCCCCCCGAAGAUGAGGAUGUUGAGAUGAAGGUAGGAUGUGUGUGUGUGUAACCCAGGGGUUAGUUGAGGUGACCUCAAAAUCUGGAUCAUUGCAAAAUGUAUCUAGCCUGGGAUAUGAUGUUCUAAAUGAUUGCAAUCUGGACACCCCCUCCAUCUCCAUGAUCCGAGUGAUACAAGAAUCCCAGCCUGGGGUAUGGAGCACUGAAUGAUUGCAGUCUGGAACCCCAUGAUCCAAGUGAUGCUAGGAUCCCAGCCUGGGGUAUGGAGCACUGAAUGACUGCAGUCUGGAACCCCAUGAUCCAAGUGAUGCUAGGAUCCCAGCCUGGGGUAUGGAGCACUGAAUGACUGCAGUCUGCAACCCCAUGAUCUGAGUGAUACUAGGAUCCCAGCCUGGGGUAUGGAGCACUGAAUGACUGCAGUCUGGAACCCCAUGAUCCAAGUGAUACUAGGAUCCCAGCCUGGGGUAUGGAGCACUGAAUGACUGCAGUCUGGAACCCCAUGAUCCAAGUGAUACUAGGAUCCCAGCCUGGGGUAUGGAGCACUGAAUGACUGCAGUCUGGAACCCCAUGAUCCAAGUGAUACUAGGAUCCCAGCCUGGGGUAUGGAGCACUGAAUGACUGCAGUCUGGAACCCCAUGAGCCAAGUGAUACUAGGAUCCCAGCCUGGGGUAUGGAGCACUGAAUGACUGCAGUCUGGAACCCCAUGAUCCAAGUGAUACUAGGAUCCCAGCCUGGGUAUGGAGCACUGAAUGACUGCAGUCUGGAACCCCAUGAUCCAAGUGAUACUAGGAUCCCAGCCUGGGGUAUGGAGCACUGAAUGACUGCAGUCUGGAACCCCAUGAUCCAAGUGAUACUAGGAUCCCAGCCUGGGGUAUGGAGCACUGAAUGACUGCAGUCUGGAACCCCAUGA
Messenger RNA from Cherax quadricarinatus, 3662 nucleotides. The record is from RefSeq and is a predicted model, not a curated record. NCBI's taxonomy places the organism in Eukaryota, Metazoa, Arthropoda, Malacostraca, Decapoda, Parastacidae.